AUAAAAACCAUACAGCUAUUGGAAUAGAAAUAGAUACAUCUUAGAGUAUAAUUCUAACUUAUAACUCGUCAUAUACUGAAACAAAUUAGAUUGACAAUUGAAAGUUUUUUUUAUCAACAAUGAAAUCAAAUGAAAAUAUUAAUGAGAGAUUUAAGUGGCAAAGAUUUUUUAUAUCAACGUUCGGCCUCUGGCCACUGCAAAGAGACAAUUUUUAUCGUAAAUUUCGUAUUGGUUAUUAUCUUUGUCAACUGAUAAUACUAACAGUAUCAGUGGUUUAUAAGCUUUCAAUAAACUGUGGGGACGUUGAUGAUACCCUCCUCUCUUAUCUUUUGCUAAUAGGGAGUAUCAUGAUAUUCAUUAAAAUAUUCUAUGCGUCUACAUGUCGUGACUAUUUAAAACGACUUUUAAUUUCUUCAUACCAAGAUUGGGAGUCGAUAAAAAAUGCCGACUACAUUGAACUCAUGGUCAAUAAUUCGGCAACUUAUAAUACCGUCUCAUUGCUAAUUUGCAGUUCUAGUCUAAUUUCAAUAAUUUUGUAUGACAUUAAAAUAAUAUUUUUUACUGACAGCAGCUCAGUACCAAUUCUGGACCAUCAGUUAAAUAGAACAGUUUACAAGGAUCAGCUUCAAUUUUUAUUACCUAGUAGUUGCAUUUUUAAUAAUGUCAGUCAAAAUUUAUAUUAUGUGAUUCUGAUUAACCAAAUGGUACAGUCAUAUAUUAUAAUAGCUGGAGGCAGUUGCAGCAGUGCUAUGUUUAUUUUAGUAACUGGACAUAUUUGUGGACAAUUUGAUAUUCUUAUAAAACGAAUGGAUAAAUUUUGUGACAAUAAUUAUAAUUUUGAAGUUAAAAAUCAUGAAUUGACGAUGAUCAUUCAGAGGCAUCAACAUUUGAUAUUUUUGUCAGAUUCUUUAGAGAUUGUUUACAAUAAAGUUAUAUUAACGCAAAUGGCAGGAUGUCUUACAUCAUUAAGUAUUUCUGGUAUUGUUUUGCUAUUGAGUAUCAAUGAAAAGGAUAUUAUAACCACUAUGAGAUCAGCCUGUAUAAUGAAUUUAAUUAUACUUGAAAGCUACAUAUUUGCUCAUAUGGCAGAUACUUUGUCUGGAAAAGGAGACGUUAUGUUAAGAACAAUAUACAGUUAUUGGUAUAAAAUUCCAAUUAUAAAUAAAAAUAUUGUUGUCAUUACAAUGCGUCUUUGUACUGCGCCAUAUCUUACUGUGGGUAAAUUUUUCAAUUUAACUAAUGAAUCAUUUAUGGAUAUCAUAAAAACAGCCUUUUCUUAUUUAUCAGUAUUGCGAUUAUUCUUAAUAGAAUCAUAAUUAUUUCAUCGUUUAGUUUUAAUUUGGUGUGAUCUAAUAAAUUUUAUUAAUAUUAACAUGCAAGAUUUUUCUUUAACUCUUGCGCAAACCUACUCACCAGUCUUUUAUUUAUCCUCGAAUUUAUAUGACUGUCAAUUUUGGUGCAGACCGUAAAAUUACUUACGCAUUUCUUUAGCAAAAAUGUUGCAAGUUAUGCGUGAGUAACUUCAAUUGAUUUCUGUCGCAAAUUUUUUCUUAAGAAAUGGAUGUGAUUUUAUUAAUGAGCAAUGAGUAAGAUAUCUGCAAAAUUACUUUAUAUAAUAUCAUGGGCGAGUCAUACGAAAAUCUUGACAAUUACUCACAUUAAUAUCUUGUGACAGAUUUAUUGGUAUAAAAAGAUUUAGAUAUGUAAGGUUUUCUUGAAGGACG
Molecule: messenger RNA, 1724 nt
Organism: Microplitis mediator
Lineage: Eukaryota; Metazoa; Arthropoda; Insecta; Hymenoptera; Braconidae
Exons: 3
Coding region: 120-1316 (398 amino acids)
Biological process (GO): detection of chemical stimulus involved in sensory perception of smell; sensory perception of smell
Cellular component (GO): plasma membrane
Molecular function (GO): olfactory receptor activity; odorant binding
Source: RefSeq, a predicted model, not a curated record